CGUGGAACCCAUUUACUUUGUUGACAUUUUGGAAAUAAAUAAUUUUAUGGUUUAUAAAUAGAACCUUUGGCAUGUUUUAGUGCACGAUGUAUCUAUAUUAAUAUAUUUAGCCUUACUUAUCAUGCAGAAUAAGCAAACACGGACUUGACAAUACAUGUUUAUAUGUUUCGUAAUUUUACAGAUGUAGAUCUAGACUAUACAGAUAUAAAACACUGUGGAAACACUAACAGAGUUACAAUUUUGAAUUUACAGGACAAUCACCAGAUCUACAGAGAAAAUUAUAUUCUGAAGAAAAAAACAACCAGUGUGUAACUAUUAAUUGUAUACAGCUGUUUUUAUCAAUAUGACAAUAGGUUGGGAGAUACUGGAAGUUGGUGAACAGGCAUUGGUUUACAAUCAUGGUGGUGAAGCAAGGAUUGAAUGUGGACCUAAAAGGUUGUUUUUAUGGAGGGAAAAAUGCAAUAGAUUGACAAGAUUUUCGGCAGAUCAAAACCAAUAUCUUGUCAUUAUUUAUAAAGAUGGAAAUGUUAAUCAUUUUCAAGGACCCUAUGCAAUGUUCUUAAAUCCAAUAGAGCAUAGCCGUGUGGAAGUUAAUAAUUGUGAAUCAUUAGAUGCUAAUGAAGCAUUAGUGGUUUAUAAACAAACAGAGAAAGAAACUAAUCGUUAUGUUCUUUAUGGUCCUACAUUAUUCAUGCCAGCCGCUAAUGAAUGGCUUCAUCUGUUUGUAUGGCAUGGAACAGAUCCAAAGAGUAAGACCAGAAUGAUUCCUGGUACUCACAGAUUCAACAAACUCAAAAUUAUACCAGACCAAUUCUAUUAUAAUGUAGAUGAAGUAAGAACAUCAGAUGAUGCCUUGAUUAGAAUUAAACUGAUGAUGUUUUAUGAGUUGACUGAUGUUGACUUGAUGCUAAAUUCAACAACAGAUCCUAUGGCUGAUUUUAUCAAUUGUCUUAGUGCUGAUGUUGUAGCUUUUGCUUCAAAAAGAACAUACAUGUCCUUUAUUAACCAAUCUGAUGCCUUGAAUGAAUUGAAUAGCUAUCCACAGUUAUUAGAAAGGUGUAAAGCUAUUGGCUACUCUGUUACUAAGGUUGUAUUCCGUGGAUAUUUUACACAUGACAGAUUACAAACAAUGCAUGAUUGGGCCAUUGAAAGAAGAACGAAUCUAAAAAUAGAGUUUGAGAAAGAGGGACAGCAACAAGAAAUGGUAGAUUUAAACUUAAAGAAUGAGAUGGAAAGAAUGAAGCAAGAACAAAGAAUGGAGUUAGAAGAAUUAAAACAUCAACAAGAAAUGGAGGUAACUCAAAAUGCUCACACUUUAGAGAUGGAAAAACGCAUUCAUGAUGACAAACUACAGAAAUUGAAAAAAGAUUGGGCAGCAGAGUUAUACAAAAAAGAGAUUGAAAACCAGAAGACAUGUGACCAUCUAUGUCAAUUAGCUGUACUAGGUGUAGAUUUGACACAAUAUUUGUUAAAUGAACAGAAUACUCCUGGUAGUAUCACAAAGGUUGUAUCAGCUGAUAAAUCUGUUGUGUUACAUCUUCAUCAGACAUCUUUAUCAGAUACCAUUGAUUCUGGAUCCGGAGACCAUGUUUAUAAACGCUAAGUUGGACACUGAUGCACAGUAAUUAAGAUAUUUUUAUUACUGAUUGUAAUUUUGAAUCAUUGUGUUGUCCAUAUUAUCCAGUAUUUAUUAAGGCAGGUUGAUUUUCCCAAUUUUUUUUAAAAUACGACAUUUGGACUAGUCGAGAUAUUGGUAUUAUAUUCACAAGACAAAAAUAUCACAUCUCUAUUUUGUAACAUAGUAAUAAAUUUCACAAAAAACUGCUUUUUUCACCACUUUUUGUGAAAAAAAUCAUAUUGUAGUAUCUUUUAAAAUCCUGAGUUUUAGCAUCAAAACACAUGUAGAGAGUCAAAGAUCAAGCUCAGAUCACCAUAGGUUUCACUGUAAUGACCUUUAGAAGCAAAAAAGGUCUCAUUUUGGGACAUGGGACUUUAGUCACAAUAUGUCUGUGCCUUGAUUCACAUCCGUAUAGAGUAUGGGAAGUCUCAGACGUCGGCUUCAAAGCGUGUUAAAUACUCUGAGAGUGUGAAGGUAGUUCAGGUACAUCCAGCUUGGUACCAUUCAGCAAUGCUUCCUGAAUUUGUCACAUUCAUGAGUUUGGUUAAAAUUAAUCUUAUACUUGUAGUAUUGUAUCUAAACUAGUCCAAGUUCACAUUUCCAAUAUCAACCCGCCUUAGUAUUUAUCUUACCUAUUAAUACAAUAAUUACAAGGCAUUGUCAUUCUGGACUAGAAAUUUGGUAUGAUGAAGGGUGAAUUUUAGUACAGUUAUCUUAAUUUUUGUCCUAAAAUAGUACAUAACCUGAAUAUAUUUUUACCUCCACUAAAUGUAAUUUUGAAUUAUUAUCUCUCAUGUACUCAUAUAUUUUAUAUAAGAAAUGAACAAAUAGGUGAAUUUCAAAAUUUUCAAAUAACCCUUUUCCAUAAUUUUCAAAUAACCUUUUUUUGGUAAAAUAUUUAUACUUAAACUAAUAUUGAACCAUUUAAAAUUUGUUAUGAUGUUUAUACUUGUUCCAUGCUGGCAUGUUAUAUUGGAAUUCAUUAAUAUAUUCAUUAAUUUAUUUACUUUGCAAACAAGUCAUUAUUUUUCCUAGCUCGCUAGCCUGGAGGUCGGGUGUUCGAUCCCUGCAUUGGCCGAGAAAGUUCAUCCAGAUUUUCCGGCGUGGUUCUCCCUUGUCAGUGAUGCAGGACGGAGGGGCUGACAAGGAAAGCUGUCUAGUCGUUCGGAUGGGACGAAAAACUGAGGUCCCGUGUACACAUUGGCGUGCACGUAAAGGAUCCCUUGGCAGUUGGAAUUCGAUCUGUAAGAGUAGGCCGUAGUGCCGCUGUCUGGGCAAAAUUUCCCUCAUAGCACACUGUAUUGCGUAUGCCCGUCUUCAUUAGCCCAGGUUAGAAGCAGAACAGUAGGACGUUAAACUCCAUUUCAUUUCAUUUCAUUUCAUUUCAUUUCAUUAUUUUGCUGUAAUGCUAAACAAACUUCCAUUAGUUUAAUUGCUUUUGAAAAUUAUCAUUAUCCAUAACUGAUUUACAGUCCUCUUACAAUUACAAUAGAUAUGUAUUGCACCAUAAUGAAAAAUCGCUAUUUUCUCAUUUUAUGUCAAUCAAUGACGCCAAUUAAUUUUUUCCACAUUUUAAGUGCAGAUUAACUAGUGUUGCAUACUUGUAAGGAGAGGGAAACUGCUUUUGAACAGUGGGUUGUUCUAAGAAUGUAUUUACCUAUUAUGUUUGUGAAAGUGAUAAUGCAACUUUAUCUUAGAUGAAUAUUUUCAUAUUUUAUUUUGGGUGAUAAAUAAAAUCUCCUUAUCAUCUUUUUUGAUAUCAAAAAAUAUCAACGCUAGUCGAUAAAGUAAAUAAAACGAGGCUCUGCCGAUUUUUUUUUUUUUUUUUUACUUUAUCGAGGAGUGUUGAUUUUUUUCGAUAUCAAAAAAGAUGAUUAGGAGAUUUUAUUUAUCACCCAAUCCUUUCUUACCUGCACAAAUAAAUAAAUAUAAUUCUUUGCUAUAGAUUUCAAUUUUACUGAAUCUGAUUACAUUACGGGGUAGUGAUACAUAAUUUGUUUGACAGCAAUUCAACCAUUCCAAAUUAUUUAUAUUGACCCAGUGUUUUCAUCAAGGUCAAUUAAAUAAAGAUAGUCCAUUUUUAAUAAAAAA
Molecule: messenger RNA, 3709 nt
Organism: Patella vulgata (common limpet)
Lineage: Eukaryota; Metazoa; Mollusca; Gastropoda; Patellidae
Exons: 14
Coding region: 344-1603 (419 amino acids)
Source: RefSeq, a predicted model, not a curated record